Molecule: messenger RNA, 612 nt
Organism: Medioppia subpectinata
Lineage: Eukaryota; Metazoa; Arthropoda; Arachnida; Sarcoptiformes; Oppiidae
Source: the annotation of a GenBank genome assembly
CUUCGAGAUACCACUCUAUUCGAGGAGUCCUUCUCUAUGGAUGUGUUCGGCGAAUACGUGUUUUGGUCUAAUUAUGAGAAGAAUACGGUGUUUAAGACUCAUAGAUCCGGCGCUAACGGCACCGAGAAGUUGGCAUUGGUUACGGCGAGCACUGACAUAGAGGGUAUACGGGUGUUGGACCGGUCCAGACAACCUGCCGGUGCCAACCGGUGCGAGAAUAGCAACUGUUUCCAACUCUGUUUGCCCGCCGGCCGAGACUACCGGUGCGUUUGUUCAAAGGAUUCUGUCGGCGAUUGUAUAGAAAAUACACCAAUCCAUUUGAUAAAUCCGAGCGCAUAUCACAGCCCAGUCAUCGAUACUGACAACCAUUUUAUGCAGAAUUUGUCACUAAAAUUGGAUUCAUUGCUGAAGAGUACGGAUCAGUUGACCGGUGGUGGUAGUGGUGGCGGUUCGCCCACCCAUUGGGUGAUCAUUACGUUGAUAUCCAUAACUAUUUUUGGAGGCAUAAUAUCGUUCAGGAAUAAUGGGGAGAGAAUUAUGCUUGAUGAAAGUUCCCUGAAUGGUGAUUUAUGAAUAACCUGGGUUGUUGUUCAAUAUAUUUUAUCUCAAUAU